CCGGAGCGGUCUGCAGCGCCCUCUGGUGGGCGCCAGCCGCGCGGCGCCCUGGAGGUAGAUCGGCGACCGCGGACACCUCGCCGCCCGCCUGCGGACGGUCAGGACCGGGCCUCGGGUGCCACCGCUGCGCUCCGGGUACACGCGGCGCCCCCGCCCGCGCGCCUCUGCUGGGCCCUGCCCAUCGCAGCUGUUUCCUCGAGGCUCCACCCGCGGCCCAAUUUCCAGGCGACCGUUUCCCGGCUACGGCGGUCGGGGCGGUCCCCGCCGCCACUGCCGGGGGGUGGAGGGGCGAAGCCCCGCCCCGAGUUCCAGUGCGCGAGCCGCUGCUGAGGCUCCACGCGGCCACAGCUCGCGGCCCCCGCGCAGAGGCAAGGGAAUGGCUCGCACGGUUUCCGAGGUCAGGGGCCUACCAGGUGGGCGACGCUCCUUCUCUGGGCCCCAGUUCUCGGGGUUUCAAAACCCGAGCCAGAAGAGGGCUUAAGAGCAAAUUUACCCAGCUCGAGAUCGCUGGCCCCGACUGGCCUGCCCCCGGUGUAGGGUCCGAACGAGGCGGGCAGGGUCGCCGCGAUGGACACACUGGCAGCACCCCAGGACCGCCUGGUGGAGCAGCUGCUGUCUCCGCGCACUCAGGCCCAGAGGCGGCUCAAGGACAUCGACAAGCAGUACGUUGGCUUCGCCACACUACCCAACCAGGUGCACCGCAAGUCAGUGAAGAAGGGCUUCGACUUCACCCUCAUGGUGGCAGGUGAGUCCGGCCUGGGGAAGUCUACCCUCGUUCAUAGCCUCUUUCUCACUGACCUGUAUAAGGACCGGAAGCUGCUGAGUGCUGAGGAACGCAUCAACCAGACCGUAGAGAUCCUGAAGCACACAGUGGACAUUGAGGAGAAGGGAGUCAAGCUGAAGCUCACCAUUGUGGACACACCGGGCUUCGGGGAUGCCGUGAACAACUCUGAGUGCUGGAAGCCCAUCACUGACUACGUGGACCAGCAGUUUGAGCAGUAUUUCCGUGACGAGAGUGGCCUCAACCGCAAGAACAUCCAAGACAACCGGGUGCACUGCUGCCUGUACUUCAUCUCUCCCUUUGGACACGGGUUGAGGCCAGUGGAUGUGGGUUUCAUGAAGGCUCUGCACGAGAAGGUAAACAUCGUCCCACUCAUCGCCAAAGCUGACUGCCUGGUCCCCAGUGAGAUCCGGAAGCUGAAGGACAGGAUACGGGAAGAGAUUGACAAGUUUGGGAUCCAUGUGUACCAGUUUCCAGAAUGCGACUCCGACGAAGACGAAGACUUCAAGCAGCAGGACCGGGAACUGAAGGAAAGUGCUCCCUUCGCUGUUAUCGGCAGCAACACUGUUGUGGAGGCCAAGGGGCAGCGGGUCCGGGGACGGCUAUAUCCUUGGGGGAUCGUCGAAGUGGAGAAUCAGGCGCACUGCGAUUUUGUGAAGCUUCGCAACAUGCUCAUCCGCACUCACAUGCACGACCUCAAGGACGUGACGUGUGACGUGCAUUACGAGAACUACCGCGCCCACUGCAUCCAGCAGAUGACCAGCAAACUCACACAGGACAGCCGCAUGGAGAGCCCCAUCCCUAUACUCCCCCUCCCCACCCCUGACGCGGAGACGGAGAAGCUCAUCAGGAUGAAGGAUGAAGAGCUAAGGCGCAUGCAAGAGAUGUUGCAGAAGAUGAAGCAGCAAAUGCAAGACCAGUGACACCCCGCCCCAGCCCCACAGUCGCCAAGGAUAGAUGGCCAGUUUCCGCGCUGGCCCCUCCUACCCCUGGAUCCCAGACGGCCUGGACCUAACCCUAAUCCAAAGUGGCUUUGACCAGACCGUUCAGGCCUGGAGCCACAGAGCCACCACCCCCAGAUGACCCUAAUUUAUUCUCAGCAUCCACCCCUCCCGGUCAUUUGUAUCUGCUUCCGAGUGGUCUGAUCCACAGCCCCUCCCCAACCUCCUGGCCCUAGCCCACCCCCGCACCGCCUGUCUAAAGGAAACAAGUUGUGCACAACCUCCAAGGUCUCCCCUCCUAGAAGAUCACUGACCCCAACGGCCAACAAGCCGGGGCAGGGGAGGGACAAGGAUGCAGGAUCUCGGGCCCAUUUCCCAAGCUGGUGCUGCGGGAGCCGAGUUGGGAGGCCCCCUCUGCCGGUUCCAGCCGGCUAAGAAGCAGAUGCUAAUGUCCUGUGUGCGGAAGUAGGCCGGAUCCUCCCUUACUCCCUAACCACGCUCUGUUCAGGACCAGAGCCCAUGGGGUUUGGAGGCUGAGGCCUUUAAGAAGACCCAGACCUAGAGGCUUCUGGGAGGAAGGUGUCCUGCAAGGCACCUCUUGUGCCCCUUCCUGGUCGACCUGAAGGACUCCAGGGCAGCAGGACGGGUUGUCCCCGGUGCCUAGACUACUUUCAUCCACCCAUAGGUCAAGGUCUCCUCUUCCUAGCGGCUCUGUUGCGCUGCGGUCCCAGCCCUUGGCCUCCUCCAUCUCGCCGCCCGCAUGAUCCCUCCCCACACAUGUUCCGUUUUGUUCGGUUGUGAAUGCCGCGUCCUGUCCUGGUGACAGGAGAACAAAGUUGGUGAACGUCGCAAA
This is a messenger RNA of Meriones unguiculatus (Mongolian gerbil), 2575 nucleotides long. It is a transcript of the gene Septin5, whose product is annotated as septin 5. Gene Ontology annotation, biological process: cytoskeleton-dependent cytokinesis; regulation of exocytosis. The transcript has 11 exons. Gene Ontology annotation, molecular function: GTPase activity; GTP binding; molecular adaptor activity. Gene Ontology annotation, cellular component: septin complex; septin ring; cell division site. Lineage: Eukaryota; Metazoa; Chordata; Mammalia; Rodentia; Muridae. The record is from RefSeq and is a predicted model, not a curated record. Bases 568 to 1704 code for a protein of 378 amino acids.